CCCCGCUCUCCGCCCCGGGGCUGACCCUCGGCGGAGAUGCGCUCCCGGGUUUUCCCUCUGCCCGGGGGAAAAAGGGGCUGUUCUGCUCCGGGCAUCUCUCUCAGCUGAAGGGGGCGGGAGCUGCAGCCUUGAAGUAGAAAAGGAAGAAGGAAAAGCAGCGGGGCGAGGAUGAGCGGUGCCGGACAGCGGUGGGCGGUGGGCUGAGCCUCCUGGGCACCGCGGGCUGCAGGAGGAGGAGGAGGCAGCAGAGGAUGCGGCGGGGCAGGGAUGCUGCGGCUGAGCACCCGUCUGCCUAAGGAGAGCAACGUCGUCCUCCGAGGGCAAGGAAGAAAGUGGGGGGAAAGCGGCGGAGCUCGCACAGAGCCCGCGGAGCCCCGCCAAGGAGUGCCCGCCUGACGCCCCAGCAAAGUUUCCUGAGCUCGGUGACAAGAGGGGAGGAGGGAUGUGAGAUCCUUCUCCCCGCAGCGCACAGCUGGGCUUCCAGCCCCGGUUCUGCUGGGACGAGCCAUGGCUUUGCCAUCCCCGAGUGAAGGGUGAAAGGAGACCCCGGGCAGCCGCUCCAUCCGUCGCCUUCCCUGGCUCCGCGCUCCAGCCCAGGAUUUCGAGGCAACAGGAGACUGGAAACAGCCUUCUCAACACAGCAUUCACCCUGUGAGGACUGAGGUGGCCUCCAAGACUCUUCCCAGCAUGUUCAGUGAAAAGAGCAGUGCCUCUUUGCCCCAAAAACCCACCCAGAAGAAGACCCGACCCCAGGGCCUCCCUUCCCCUGCUCUCUGCUGUGCCUGUGGACUCUGCAUCAUGCUAGCAGGGAUCAACAUCACCUUAGUGGGAGCAUUUGCCUUUGGGACUUUCCUCCCUGUGAACAACCCUCCCAUCAUCAUUGGUCCCAUCCUGCUGGUGGUGGCCUUCACGUUCUUCGGUGCCUGCUGCAUCUGCAGCCGCAGGCCCCCGGCCCACGGGGCCAGGAAAGCCAAACCAGGCUCUAACAUUGGGCUCAUCAAACCUGGCAACACUGCCUUUGAAAUUGAAACCAGCGAGCACACGGUGCAGGACACCACUGCUGUCCAGCUGAGCCCCACGAAUUCCCCCAUCUCCUCCAAAAAGUCCACACCGGUUCAUGAGAGCACCAAGGCUUGCAAGCUCUUCACCAUGGAAGGCAACGGGCCCGUGGCCAAAUACACCCCAGGGGGAGAGGCCAUACAGCUCAACCUGCCCAGGGACCUGGCCACAUCCUAAACCCGGGCAAAGCUUUCGUCAGCAGCCAGCCAAAGGCUGCCAUGGGUGGGCUGGAAAUGUACCAUCAGUCAGAGGGGUGGGGAAGGUGCUUGUGGAAAGCCAGCAGUCAGUCAGGUCUCUCUGAACCACUUCAAGGGGGAUGGAUGCUGCAGCAGAAAGAAAAAUAAUCCAGAUUUUGGCUGAAACAUGCCCAUUACACAGUUUUAAAAAGAAAACUGAUAACGGUGCUGCUGUGAAGAGAUGAUCUUGGUUCCUGGAAAUAUGCUGCCAUUUUUGAGGAGCAGAUAGGAAGAGGGGAACGAAUUAAUUUUUCUGAUAUAAUGUGACAGUUGGAAGGAGAGGCAACAUGGGACUGACAAAUGACAGCUCUUUCUUCUCAGAAGUGAAGCAAUUCUUGGACAUAAAAGAAGCAGGAAUGCAGUAAAUUACAGCUUGCUGCCACUCAGUCACGAGAAGAUUUCAGCAUUUUUAGUGCCAGACUUUUUGGCAGUAGGGACAAAGCUAUGUCUUUGCUACUAAAAAAGCAGUGUGAAACCAUCUCUCGUCUCUUGAAAUUUCUUGCCCUAUCCUGCUCUCAUUUGGGUGAUUUUACUGCCCAUUCUAAGAGAAGGAACCACAAGGAUCACAAUCAGCACUGGUAUUUUCCUCUCACGUUAAUGAGUUUGAGCUGCAGCUGUGCUACUCCUCACAGCGUAUUUCUUGGAAGAUCAGUCGGGCUGGAUCCUUGGGGAUAAGCUCCUGGGGUAACCAGAGACUAACAGGAGCCUGCAAAUUAAAUUUUUGGGCCGUGAUUAUGUAUUGAGUACUAGGCAACACUCUUCCCGUGUUUUUGUGGAAGGCUGGCCUGGGACACGCCUCAGGGCAGGGGGGUAGAUAACUGUAUGGGCUUCAGAACUGUAUGGGCUUCAGAAUAGCUCUGCUGGAAGAUGGUGACUGUGCCACCUUCCCUGGAGUAACUGUGAGAUCCAUUGCCCAGGAGUGGAUCCUUGCUGUAGGAGAUGGGCUGCUCAGUGUGCUCAUGGGCUUGCAGAGCAGUGGGAUGAGUUUGCAGAAGAGAAUUUACCAAGAGCUGUUCCAAGCAAAGACGCCCCCUCUGCCUCAGAAAGACCCUAAUCUGAUGGAAUAAUGCUGCAAAGGAUUUGUGUUCUUCUCUGGGUGACUCUGGCUGGGAGCACAGUGCUGUGCUGAUGGGCUUUGCUCUGACUCCUGCUCAUGUGUGGGACCAGUGUGGGAAGGACAGCACUGCUAGGCAGGACUUGUAUGUACAGCAGCAAGAGAGUGGAUCUUGAGUAGGAAUGGCUGCACACGUCCUCUGUUUAUGGUAACUCUAUAUUUGAAAUGUGGUUUUUGGGACUUUGAAUGACAAGGAAAUCAUCUGGACCUUACCACAUCACUACAGUGGCCCAGCUAGCCCAGAAUCCAGCUUUUGACAAGGCUGAGAGCAAGGUCAGGAGAGGAACAUAAA
Serinus canaria (Common canary) is the source of this 2701-nucleotide messenger RNA. It is a transcript of the gene TMEM275, whose product is annotated as transmembrane protein 275. The coding region runs from base 688 to 1236 and encodes 182 amino acids. The record is from RefSeq and is a predicted model, not a curated record. The transcript has 2 exons. Lineage: Eukaryota; Metazoa; Chordata; Aves; Passeriformes; Fringillidae.